CUCAGUUUGCAAUGUUGACGAGACUUUUUCUCAUAGUUUUCCGCCACAACGAGUGAAAAUGAGUAGUGGCACUAAUCAGAGGACUUUGUUUCAGACUUGGGGAGCACCCGUCUCUCAAAGCAAAGUCGCACAACCGAAAAAAGAUGGCAAGAAAGCCGCUGGACGGCGCAAAACAACCCCGAGCAACGCCGCACAGGUAACGUUAGCUACAGCACACCCUCCUCAAAAUCCUCUGUGGGCUCAGGUAGGUCAGGGGUCCACAUCCACAACAGAGAGCUCGGUGAGGACAGAGGAGCCUGCGUAUGAAGAUGAAGAUGACGACGAUGAUUUGAUGAUAGUUGCUGUCUAUGAAGCCGAACAGAACCUGCAACUUGGUGAUGCAAACUCUUUCCAAAAUGACAGCCCUGUAGCAACAGAGAGCACUGCCCUCUCUCCCGUCCCGUCAGGUGGGCAAUCAUACCCAGACUUCCCUGGCUUUGACAGCUCCUCUGCUAAGGUAUGGAUUUACCCCACCAACUAUCCCAUCAGGGAGUACCAGCUGAAGAUAUCAGAGGCUGCCCUGUUUCAAAACACACUGGUGUGUCUUCCCACUGGCCUGGGGAAGACUUUCAUAGCUUCUGUGGUGAUGUACAACUUCUACCGCUGGUAUCCAUCGGGGAAGAUUGUAUUCAUGGCUCCCACCAAACCUCUGGUGGCACAACAGAUCGAGGCCUGCUAUAAAGUGAUGGGGAUCCCACAGGCACACAUGGCCGAGCUGACAGGCACCACAGCAGCAAAGCAGAGACAGGAGAUAUGGAGGACCAAGCGCGUCUUCUUCCUCACCCCCCAGGUCAUGGUGAACGAUCUGUCCAGAGACACCUGCCCUGCCCAGCAGGUCAAGUGUGUGGUGAUCGAUGAAGCCCACAAGGCGCUGGGCAACCAUGCCUAUUGUCAGGUGAUCCGACAGCUCGGCAGCCAGACUCUUCAGUUCCGCGUCCUGGCCCUUAGUGCAACUCCAGGAGGAGAUGCAAAGGCGGUGCAGGCGGUGAUCUCUAAUUUGCUCAUCUCCCACAUUGAGCUGCGUUCAGAGGAGAGCCCAGACAUCCGGGCCCAUUCCCACCAGCGCAGCGUGGAGAAGGUGGUGGUUCCUGUGGGAGAGGUCCUGUCUGCUUACCAGGCGCGCUACCUGGAGGUGCUGGAGAAAUUCAUGUCUCGUCUGGUCCAGAAUCGGGUGAUGGCACACAAAGACUUGCGGACUCUCAGCAAAUACCAGAUUAUCCUCGCCAGGGAUCAGUUCCGCAAGAACCCACCACCGUGCAUCACGGGACCUCAGCAGGGAAUGCUGGAGGGCAUCUUUGCCCUUUGCAUCAGCCUGUACCACGGCUACGAGCUGCUGAUGCAGAUGGGGCUCCGGUCACUUUUCUUCUACAUCCAGGGGAUCAUGGACGGAUCCAGAGAGAUGUCCAGGGCCAAAAGUGAGCUGCAGAGGACUCCUACUUUGAUGGACCUUUACCAUGAGAUGGAAGCAAUGUUUGUGAAGCCGUCUGCUGGUCCAGAUGAGCCGUUUGUUUACAGUCACCCCAAACUGGAGAAACUGGAGGAGGUGGUGCUGCAGCACUUCAGACGAUGGGCUGAGAGCUCAGUGGAAAAUAAGGGUCCUCAGGAAGUAAGCACACGCGUGAUGAUCUUUUCGUCGUUCCGUGAAAGCGUACAGGAGAUCGCAGCAAUGUUGAACCGCCAUGCUCCACUGAUAAGGGUCAUGACCUUCAUGGGUCAAGCGUCAGCAGGGAAGGGAGUCAGAGGCUUCACUCAAAAGGAACAACUGGAGGUGGUGUGCAGGUUCCGUCAGGGAGGCUUCAACACACUGGUGUCGACCUGUGUUGGGGAGGAGGGGCUGGAUAUCGGAGAGGUGGACCUCAUUAUUUGCUUCGAUGCUCAGAAGAAUCCCAUCCGCCUGGUGCAGCGAAUGGGACGCACUGGACGUAAGCGGCAGGGACGAAUUGUCGUCAUCCUGGCUGAGGGACGCGAGGAGAAGAUGUACAACCAGAGCCAGAGCAACAAGCGCAGCGUGGACAAGUCCAUUAUCGGCAACAAAAACAGGUUCCACAUGUACCCCAACAGUCCCCGCAUGCUGCCUGAGGGAGUCAACCCCACCCUGCACAAGAUGCACAUUACCUGUGGCCAGUUUGACCAUCGGGAGAACAGCAGGCGGUCGGUCAGGGGUCGACGGUCCCACUCUGAGGGGCGGGCCUCACUCAUCCACCCUCAAAACCUGAUUCGGCAGGGCAGUGCGACGUCAGAUGGGUUUCUGAGCAGCGCUGAAUAUUCCCUCUGGGCGUCCACCAUGAGGCUGGAGGAAGAUGAAGCUCAUCCAACCCUGAAACAAUCACAUUUCGUGUCCCUACCCAGUGAUGUACCCCCUCAGGAGGCAGUUUCCAAAAGCGGACCACAGUCCAGAGAAUUGUCUCUGUGGGAGUGGAGGCACUGGCAGCACAAAGCGCUCCCUACCCAUGUCGUUGAUCAUUCCCUCCGCUGCCACCACUUCACAAAGGUGAUGGAGCUCAUAGACAGCAUGAGAGAGGAGAAUGAGGGGGAGUGUCGUUACGAACAGGAGCUUCUUCCUUACCUCCAAGAAAGGGAUGCUGUUGGACACGUAAAGAAAGGACAAAAGAAACCGAAGACUUCAAAGACCUGCACUAAAAUUGCCAAAAACAAAGCCAAACGGUCUCACUUGACGUUGUCCGACGAUGACGAGGAGAGUGGGAAUAUUCGAGGAAAGAGUUUAAUUUCCACAUUCGCUGUGACAAAACUUCCUGUUGAACAUGAUACCGAGGUGCCUUGUGAUGACAUCACAGAUUACCCAGGACCUGAGGCAAUUUGUCCUCUCCCCACAAAAAACAGCUGUCCAGAAUCUGACCUGGACGAUGACUGUGCCAUUGUCAAUAAUGAUGUCAUAAACUCAGAGCACACAGGUGGUGAGCCUGUAAAUUUUGACAGAAUUCCACAAUUGUUUACAAAAGUUGACGAAGACGAAGAUGUUGAACUUCAGGCCAUGUUCUACCUCCCCAAAUGGGAUUCAUCACCUCCUCCCUCCAUUGGUAAACUCCUCCCAAAGAGGGAUCAGAGUCUGAGGGUCAUCCUAGCCAACGUGGCGGAGCUCCUGUCCCGAUCUCCGCCGCCACCGCCAAGUGAAGAUUUAGACAUUGACAUGGCUGCUCCGUCACUUCCUCCCUCUCCUCAGCCGCCUCCUCAGCCAUUUAAGGUCAGCUUUACCCUGGAUGUGGACGACGACGACGACGACGAUGAGGUGAUGAUGAGUGAUGCAGACGUUGCCCCCCUGAGGGUGGACUCAAACAAGCUUCCCGUUGAUGAAGAGGACGGUGAAAUGCAUCAUGAUUGGCCUGGCGAGGAGCAGCAGAGCGUGGCAGCAAACAGUCCAGCCUGGGAUGAGGUUUUCGGGGAAGAGGAAGAAGAAGAAGAAGAAGAAGAAGUGGAUGAUGAUCAUGAUGUAAAAGAUGACAGCAAGGUGGCAGGUAAUGACGUUUUCAAGGAGGAACAUGUUGGUGAGGAAACUGAGAAGUACAAGGAAGUAAAAAGUAAGAAUGACGGGCUAAGAGAGGAGGAGGAGGGUCUCUGGGAUGAUGUGACGAAUGAGGAACUGUCAGACUUGACACAUGGCGGUGUGAGAGAUGACAGGGACUGUCGGAUAGAUGAGAGCAUUGAUCUGUUUGGGGAUGACGAGGCCUUCCUGCAGAUGACCAUCCCGGACAUCUCCACUCCUGGUGUCACACCCAGGACAUCCCCUAGUGCUGAGAAGAUGUCUUCACACACACAUACACCCACAGCUGAAAGCGCACAUAGAGAGCUGAUAACCUACAGCACUACAGAGACAAAACACACAGCAGCACCAAGUAAACCUGUAACAGACAGUUCAAUGACAGACUCAGCUCAUUGUAAAUCUACAAUCCCACAAGAUUCCAAGUCUUUCGAAAGCUCCCAUGACUACUUCUCUGUCAACUUUGACCUCGGCUAUUCAUUUGAGGACUCCGACGAAGCAGAAGAAGAGGUUGCACCUGCUCCCUGUAUGCCGACCUCUCCAAAGCAGGCCGACUCCGCAGCAUCUCUGCCGGCCGUCUCUAACUCUUCCACCCCCUACAACAUCUCCCAUGUACAGAGAAGGCCUCCACAGUCCAGUGAAUCCAAGAUGUCUACACCACAAAUGCUGUUAGAGCAUAGAAAGAGAGAAACGCCCUCUCUUCUGGCUUCGCCUUUGGUGUCUAAAGGUGGGGCACUCCCAUCUCCAAUCGCAUCACCAGGGGCAAGGCGGAUGCUCUUACCUGACCGCAGCAGGCCUCACAGCCUGUCUUUAGUCACCAGCUUAAAACGGAGACAGCUGGAGGAGGACUCUCUCCUUCCUGCAGAGUGCAACAACGACAGUGACGAUGACGUUGUGGUUCAUAAAAGAAGACCUCAGAACAAGGUCAAUCCCUUGUCAUCCCCAGAAAUGUCAAAGAUCUCCAGUGAAGUGGACUCCCCGUUGGUUGUGAGGAGGAAACGCACGACUGCACUUAAUACUUCUGAUGUCACGGAGGGCGAAGCUGUUUCUGAUGAUGAUUUCCAGAAUGAGUCUGUGUUCACACGCAGACCCACAGCGCCUGGAGCAGAGAGGCAACGAGUCCAACAGGGCAAAGCCAAGCAUCCCACAUGCCGAAAAGGGCGUCAGUUCCUGGAUGAAGAGGCAGAGCUGUCGGAGGAGGGGGCAGAUGUGUCGUCUGAUGAAGAGGAUGAAGCAGACCAGGACCUUGAAGGCUUUGUAGUUGAUAACAUGCACGUCUCACAGGGACUGAAUGACUCAGAGAUGCGCUGUGUUUAUUUGAAGUCGGUGAGAAGCCCUGCAGUCCAGGGAAAGUUCAAGAUGUCUUACAGAAAUCACCACAACAUGGACAUAUUUUCUCAGGUGCCUGAGAUGGAUGAAACGUACGCAGAGGACAGCUUUGUGGUGGGAAGUGAGGUGGAGGAGCUGGAGAGCAGUGAGGAGGAGGAUGAAGACAUUGAACUUAUGCCCGAGGACUCGUACGUGGAGGGGCGGCGGCAGUAUGCCACCAGACGGCGUGUUUUCCUGCACAAAGCCCGAGCCGGGGCCAGCACUAAGAGGACAGCUGGAUCUCCACCAGUGCAGAGAGCCGGGGUGAAAACCAAGCGCACCCGUGUCAUACGCAUCAAUGAUUCUAGUGAGGAGGAGACAGAGGAGGCUGGUGAGAAAAGAAGUCUCACAACAGAAAGGGGUGUUGCUGACACCUUGUGGCCAAAGGCGGUACAGCAGGAGCCCAGCGGGCCUCAGCAGAAACCCAUUUCCUCCUCAUCUUCAACUAUAGCCUCCAAGGUCUCAUUGUUGAGCAAGGCACAGAGGGGCUCAGUGACAGAGAAUCAGCAAAAGGAGAGGUGUCACCAGAGGUUAGAGAAUCAACACCUGCUUUCUGAUGAACUAGACUUUGUAGAGUCCGAGUUGCCUUCAUGCUCCAAGAAACAACCACAGGUCCAGACGCCUCCCGCAACCUCCUCAGUUCCACAGACGUCCACAGCACAGGAUCCACCAGUCAAUGAGCCCCCUGCACCAUCAGGGCCUGUUUGCAUCUUGGUGGACAGUCGUUGCAUCAGCAGUGGAGUGGAGCUGAUGACCAGCCUCCGUCAGCGCCACGCAGUCACCAUCCAUGUCUGCUCAUUAGACGGCAGCUACUUCAUUGUUAGCAACCGCAUGGCAGUCGAGAGGCACAGCCAAUCGGAUUUAGCCUCGAUGCAGAACCGGAAGCGAUUGGUUGAGAGAGUGAACAGCUUGCAGGGGUUGUUUGAGCGGGUUUGUCUGGUAGUGGAGAAGGACCGAACCAAGCCAGGUGAGGUGUCGCGUCCGUUUCAGCGAACACGUUACUUUGACAGCACUCUGACUGCACUGGUGCGUACCGGGGUGCGCCUGCUGUGGAGCAAAGGUGCUGAGGAGAGUGCUGUCUUGCUGGCAGACCUGGCACAGCUGGAGCAGCGUAAAGGUCAGGGCAUCAGUGUACCGCUGGAGGUCAAAGGGCAGCACAGGGAGCAGGCCCUGCAGCUCUACUUGAGCCUGCCCUCGGUCAACUACGUCCAUGCCCUCAGCAUGAGCCACAACUUCAGGUCAAUCGCCCAACUCAUAAACAGCCCCAUUGAAGCCAUACAGAAGGGAGGCUGCAUGAGCCGAUCCAGAGCAGAGGAGAUCUACCGCUUCCUGCGCUACUCGUGUGACUCCUUCUUUGUGAACACAUCAAAAGCAGGAAACACUAGCUAGCAGCGUUGGAGAGAAACACUGUAGGAAAACCACAAACUGAAAUCUACUCCUCCUUUAUGUCUCGACUACUUUCUUUGCUUCAUUUCAGUCUCACCAGGGACCAGAGGACUACAGUUACUAUGCUAUGUAUAGUAACUGCUCUUUCUGAAGUUGUAUCUCAAUGCGAGGAUCGUGGUUCAACCUUCUUGCACAAUAUUUGAAGGGGAACAUCACUCAAUUCAUUUUAUGUUAUAUAAUACCACAGCUAUUUCCUUAAGACUCAUGUACAGGCACGAAUCCUGUCAGACAAUGUGAAGGCAACACUGGGAUCAUAAGAACAUGACACUUGAAUAACUUAUUUUUUGUCGAAAUAAUGAACACUUGUUUACAAAGCUACUGUCAAAGAUGUAAAUAUGGACAAUAUUUCUUUAAUAAACUGCUAUUUUUAUA
Messenger RNA from Epinephelus lanceolatus (giant grouper), 6721 nucleotides. The record is from RefSeq and is a predicted model, not a curated record. Lineage: Eukaryota; Metazoa; Chordata; Actinopteri; Perciformes; Serranidae.